Thunnus maccoyii (southern bluefin tuna) is the source of this 1787-nucleotide messenger RNA. It is a transcript of the gene stm, whose product is annotated as starmaker. Lineage: Eukaryota; Metazoa; Chordata; Actinopteri; Scombriformes; Scombridae. The transcript is spliced from 10 exons. The record is from RefSeq and is a predicted model, not a curated record. The coding region runs from base 70 to 1662 and encodes 530 amino acids.
UUCAGCUGAGUUCAGAAACUCAAGAAACUGAAGUUUGAUCACAUUUACAGUCACCUGCUGAACAACAACAUGCUGCGACGGUGUGUCAUCUUGCUCUUCGCUCUUGCUGCUGUUUCUCUGACAGCUCCAGUUCCUGAGAGCCCAUCAGAUGACGAGAGAAGUGCAGCACUGCUGGCUCACCUCAAUGAAGAACCAACAGGUGAACCUGUGACACCACCACCAGCAGCUUCAGAUGACAGCGAUUUAAAGGAUUCAGCUUCACAGAAAACAAACAAAACUGAUGAUGCUGAGGACGCUGCAGCCAGUACAGAGACUGUUGACAGCGCCAUCACUGACGACAACAGGGACUCGAACACUGGCGGUGACUCUGAGGCUGAGGCUGACUCCGACUCUGAUGUAACCACAGCAGACGAGGAUGACAGCCAGGUCGAUGACGACAAGGAGGACUCAAACACUGGCGGUGACUCUGAGGCUGAGGCUGACUCCGACUCUGAUGUAACCACAGCAGACGAGGAUGACAGCCAGGUCGAUGACGACAAGGAGGACUCAAACACUGGCGGUGACUCUGAGGCUGAGGCUGACUCUGAUAUAACCACAGCAGACGAGGAUGACAGCCAGGUCGAUGACGACAAGGAGGACUCAAACACUGGCGGUGACUCUGAGGCUGAGGCUGACUCUGACUCUGAUGUAACCAUAGCAAACGAGGACGACAGCCGGGUUGAUGAUGACAGCAUGACUCUGGAGGAGGGGGAGGAGGCAGACAGUGAGGAGGCAAUUGGGGGGGAGAGUGCAAAGGAGGAGGGAGACGAUGAGAUGUCAGAGGAGGUGGAGCCAGCUGAGGGAGAGUCAGAGGUGACCGCAGACAGCAGCAAGGAGAAUGACGACAGCAUGGUCGCAGACCAAGAGAAGGAUGUUGCAGAAGACAGCGACACGAGUGAGACUGACAGUGAUAGCAGUGAUGUGGACAGUCAGGACAGCAUCUCCGACAGUCCGGACCGCACCUCUGACAGUCAGGAAGGCACCUCUGACAGUCAGGAAGGCAUCUCCGACAGUCAGGAAGGCACCUCCAACAGUCAAGACAGCAACUCCGACAGUCAGGAAGGCAUCUCCGACAGUCAGGAAGGCACCUCCAACAGUCAAGACAGCAACUCAGACAGUCAGGAAGGCACCUCUGACAGUCAGGAAGGCAUCUCCGACAGUAAGGAAAGCAACUCCGACAGUCAGGAAGGCACCUCCGACAGUCAAGACAGCAUCUCCGACAGUAAGGAAGGCAUCUCCGACAGUAAGGAAAGCAACUCCGACAGUAAGGAAAGCAACUCCGACAGUCAGGAAGGCACCUCCGACAGUCAAGACAGCAUCUCCGACAGUCAAGACAGCAUCUCCGACAGUCAAGACAGCAUCUCCAACAGUCAGGAAGGCACCUCCGACAGUCAGGAAGGCAACUCCGACAGUCAGGGAGGCACCUCCGACAGUCAGGACAGCAGUGACAUGCUGGACUCUGAGAUCACUGAGGAGGAGGAGGAGCUGAACCAGGAUGACUCUGUGAAACCGGAUACUGAAGAACCUGUGGAGUGGAGCUCAGAAACUCUUGACUCCACUGAAGCAACACCAGUGGACCAGCCGGAUGACUCCAUCCCUGCCACCACAGAGGUCAUGAAUUAGACGCUCAGCCUCUGAAGUGUGGACGCUCAGCAGCUGCAGAGAAAGUCCACAGCCUCCACAGUGGAACACAGUCGCCAUGACAACAACGACAACAACAACAACAACAAGCUAAACUGCAACUAAAC